Messenger RNA from Rosa chinensis, 1608 nucleotides. Its product is annotated as protein AATF. Bases 188 to 1414 code for a protein of 408 amino acids. Gene Ontology annotation, cellular component: nucleus; nucleolus. The record is from RefSeq and is a predicted model, not a curated record. The transcript is spliced from 14 exons. Lineage: Eukaryota; Viridiplantae; Streptophyta; Magnoliopsida; Rosales; Rosaceae.
AAACAGAAUCACAGGUAGCAGAGCCGCUACACGAGUCGCGGUUAAACCCUCAAAACCCCACGCACUUGCUUCUCUGACCUCUCAACUCUCUAGCCGUCUUUCACCUUCAAAGCCUCACUCUUCUAUUGUUUUGCCUGGGCAAUCACCUGUUUUGGUUUCUGAACAAGACACAAGGGGUUCAGAAGUAAUGGGAAAGCCUUCAAAGCGGUCGAGAAAGGCGCCUGAAAGUGACAGUGAUUUUGAGGACGGUGGUGAUUUGGAUAGCCAUGAGCUAAAUAUGGAGGAAGAGGAGGAUGAAUUUGAGGACGAGGAGGAUGAAAAAUCUGGUAAUGAAGAAGAAUCCGGUAGCGGAGAAGAAGAGGAUGAAGAAGAGGGGGAAGAAGAAAAUGGUAAUAAAGAUGCUGAGAUGGAAGAACUUGAGAAACAAUACAUGGAUAUUCGUCACGAAGAGCAAGAUAUUCUCAAGAAUCUAAAGCAUCACAAGGGUGAAGAUCUUCUCAAAGGUCAAGCACUGAAGAACCAAAAGGCUAUCUGGGACAAAACUCUUGAGUUCAGAUUCUUGCUUCAGAAAGCGUUCUCAAGUUCAAAUAGAUUACCACAGGAGCCAGUUAGGUCUCUGUUCUGUGGAUCACAUGAGGAUGUGAAUGCAGCAUAUUCCGAUCUAGUUACAUCAUCAAAGAAAACUUUGAAUUCUCUUCUGGAACUGCAAGAGGCUUUGGUUGAAAAGAGCCCAUCUAUCACACAAGAUGCAACAACUGGUAACUCUGGACGAUCUAAGCAUUCAGAACCAUCUAAGAACAUUGGUGUUGAUGGUGAUGAGGAUUGGUCAAGGAUUUCUAACUGGCUUUCAAGAAUAGCUACUUUCAGAAACAAAGAAAUUGACAAAUGGCAAACGAGGGCACAGGUCAACACAGGUGCUGCUUCUAUUAAGGGCCGACUACAAGCUUUUAAUCAGAGUAUUAGCCAACAAGUUGCUGCCUAUAUGAGAGAUCCAAGCAGAAUGGUUAAACAGAUGCAGAUGAGGCGAUCGGCAGUUGGUGUAUUUGGGACUGUUCUUAAGGGGGAGGAUACUCCAAAGGGAGAGGAAUCCCAAUCUGAUGCUGCUGAGCAAGCUGAUGGUGACCCUGAACUUUUGGAUGACUCGGAGUUUUACCAGCAAUUACUAAAAGAAUUUUUUGAGACAAUUGACCCAACAUCUUCUGAGACGGCCUUUUAUUCACUGAAAAAGAUGCAGUCUAAGAAGAGGAAGAUUGUUGAUAGGCGAGCCUCAAAGAGUCGUAAGAUAAGGUAUAAUGUUCAUGAGAAGAUUGUAAAUUUCAUGGCUCCAGAGCCUAGGGUUCUUCCUCCUAUGUUCCCUGACCUCACUUGUUUGUUCGGAAUGAAGAACUCAAAACCAGCUUCUGUAGUGCGGUAGUGGUAACCCAUGCAUGGCUGAGCAAGCUUUAUAGUCCUUACACCCAAGGCUCUUACAUCUUGUUAUUUAACUGAUUUGAUAUCAUAUUUAAGCUCAUAUGUUCUGUAAUCUACAAAAAUUUUGCAAUGUCAGCCUUGUUUUUUUUUUGGAAACAUACAUAACAAGAAAAGAGGAAGUUCCUGGUGCAUUGCUAA